AUGGACGACAAUCAACAGCUAUUUAACAACCAAAAUCAUUUAAAUAAUGCAAAUCAUGAAAACUCUACUUCCGAGGAAGUACAGAUGACUGAUCUGAACAGUCCCCUUUAUUAUAUUCAAAAAACCCCCCAAAACGAAUAUUCUCCUUCAAUAGAGUAUCCUGAACCCAAUAUGACUCAAGGCAUGACGAAUUUUGUCAAACCAUUUCAAUUGAAAAAGAGAGACACAAUUCUUCCUAAUUUAAGCAUCGUUUCCACUCUUGACUCUCCGGUUGAAUUCAAAAAAAUUGCAAAAAAGUAUUUAUUGAAAAAGUUUUUUAGACCAAAUCGGUCAUAUCGAGAUGUAUGGCGCCCUCAGGAGUUCAUUCCUGCUAUUUCUGAGGAAAGAAAAGACCAAUCAUCCCCAAAACAACCAUCGGCAACCGCUAAAUUUCCAAAAAAAACAAAGUCUCGUCAAAACAAGAUAAAAGUGUCAGAAGAAAUCGAAAAAAUGAAAUCAACAUCUGAUUCAUUGCCAAAUCAUGAUAUAACGUGUCUAAUAUCCACAAAAUCCGUUGAAUCCUCGCUUUCCCACCAAAAAAGGCUUGUGCGUUACAACAAUCAAGCCACGGAGUCGUCAGAAAUUCAGUUGACCCCCUUUAGUCGAGAUUUGAUUGUCGGGACAUGUGGGGAUCUCGAAAAGGACUACUUUCGAAUCACUUCUGAGAUUGACCCUUCUAAAGUCAGGCCCGAAAGGGUCUUGAAGAAAUCACUUGAGUUGAUAAAGGAGGUUUGGGAGGAGGAGGGAGACUAUGCCUACGUCUCUGAUCAGUUAAAGUCGAUUAGACAAGAUUUAACGGUUUUGUACCUCAAUUAUUCUUCAGGUUCAGGGAAUAAGAAAUCGCUUUGCCCUCUCAGUGUACGACACCCAUUCGAGGAUAUCUCUUGUCGCCGUUUUGUCGUUGAUUAUAAUUAUAGGGAGAUUCCUCUGAGUUUGGACAGUGUUUGA
Octopus sinensis (East Asian common octopus) is the source of this 987-nucleotide messenger RNA. RefSeq lists its product as uncharacterized. The record is from RefSeq and is a predicted model, not a curated record. Bases 1 to 987 code for a protein of 328 amino acids. The transcript is spliced from 2 exons. Gene Ontology annotation, cellular component: nucleus. Lineage: Eukaryota; Metazoa; Mollusca; Cephalopoda; Octopoda; Octopodidae.